AUGGCCUUAUUAGAAGAAUUAAUUUUCGCGUCCGACCAAUUGGUUGAGUUCCAUGCGGACUUCAAGGACAAACCAAGUGCCACUUUUACGGUUUCUUUAUUAGAAGCGUUUAGCGCUGAAUUAUCCGAUCUAUGGUGCGAAUUUAAACUAGCUUACCGUCAGUUCAUGAGAACAGACGAUGAAGAGUUAAAAAGAACUUCGGUAAAUGAAGUGAAAGCCAAAUAUCGUAGUGCUUCCAAUACGUAUUUCAUAUGCGCAAGCUCCAUUUCUGAUUUUUUAAAGGCUCUUCAAACUAGUGUUUCAGAACUACCUGAAAAAGAUUCUAGUUUAAAUUCCUCUAAAAUUGAAAGCAGUGGACACAAUAUUAAGGUUCCUGCAUGCGAUACUCAAGAAUUUCACGGGAACUAUUUACAGUGGCCAUCAUUCCGCGAUAUGUUUACUGCGGUUUACAUUAAUCACUCCAAACUUAGCGAUGUUCAAAAGUUAUUUCAUUUACGCGCAAAAACCAAAGACCAAGCAUUCGACAUUGUCAAUAAAUUCGGUCUAACAGACCACAAUUUUCAACUCGCAUGGAACGCGUUGAAAGAUCAAUACGAAAAUAAACGUAUUUUGGUCAACAACCAAAUCCAAAUUUUAUUAACUCAAAAACAAAUAUUUGUAGAAUCUAGCAAAGAUAUAAAAUCACUCCAAAGUAACAUUAAUGACGCUAUAAUUGCGCUCAAAUCAUACGAAAUCAAUGUCGAUUCCUGGAAUGCGAUCCUAAUUUUUCUGUGUGCCUCUCGACUACCAGAUAAAACACUUAAUCUUUUUGAAAGUUCACUAGUAAAACCCACUGAGAUUCCCACUUGGGAACAAAUGAAUACGUUCCUAUCCAAUCGCUAUCGCGUUCUCGAAAGUGUCUCUGAAAUGAAACAGAGCACUCCGAAACCAAAUAAAACUCCCAGUAGCAAACCUAUUUCACCCAAAGUCAAACCAAUUCAAAAUUUUCACUUAAAAGUCACUCCCUCUUGUCAAGUAUGUUCCGAACAGCACCCUCUACGACUCUGUCCUAUAUUUUUAAAAAUGUCAGUCGAUGAUAGACAUAAAACUGUCCGGAAACAUAAAUUUUGUUUCAAUUGCCUUGCAAUCACUCACAAUGCACAGCAAUGUCAGAGUACAAGCACUUGCCUUCGUUGCAAAGGAAGACAUCAUACUCUGUUACAUUUUGAACGAAAAUUAUCUACAAUUAAUAAUUCUAUUCAUCAAAACACUCCACUUCAUUCAUCUCAGCGUGGUUCACCUUCUUCAUCUCAACUCGAUUCUUCUGCUUCAUCCUCACCUUUAGUUAAACUCGAUCACCAACAUAAUAUACAGUCCACUUCAACUUCAAAUCAUAUCGUCAUGUUUUCAAAAACUUUUCGUCAAGUUUUAUUAGCAACUGCUAUAGUUAAAAUCCAUCACUUUGGAAAUGAUUUUCAUUUACGAGCUUUAAUUGAUCAAGGAUCCGAAGUGUCCUUUAUAACUGAACAUUUUCAAAAACUUAUCGGUCUACCAACCCAAUCUACUCAAGCCCGAAUAUGUGGCAUGGGUACCACUGAAACUGCUUCAUCUUCGAAGCUUUGCACUUUCACUCUUUUCUCUAAUAAUGUCAGAGAUUUUAAAAUUCAAGUUGAAGCUUUAGUUCUUAAAAAGCUGACAAGUAAUUUACCUGCGGUUUCAAUGAAUCUUACUCAAACGGAAAUUCAUUUUGAUUUUCCUUUGGCAGAUCCGCUUUUUUAUCAAAGUUCCAGCAUUGACAUGCUCAUCGGAGCUGACCUUUAUCCUCAUAUAAUCUUGGAAGGUUUGAAAAGGAAUGUUUUGAGUACUAUCAUCGCACAGAAUACUGUUUUUGGUUGGAUACUUCUGGGGCCUUAUGAAACUGCUCCUGUUGUAUCAACUUUUUCCACUUUCGUCACCCGCCAGAACGAUUUACUAGCAAAAGUAGAUCAAAAAAUUGAAAGAUUUUGGAAACUUGAGGAGUUACCUCAAACUCCUAUACUCACUCCAUCCGAUCAACUAUGCGAAGAUUUAUAUCGUGAUACAACUUAUCGAGAUCCAUUAACGGGUCGAUUUGUCGUUAGACUCCCUUUUAAAAACCCUCCGCAAGAAUCAUUUUUGGGUGUCUCGCGUUUCAACGCAAUGCAACAAUAUAUCCGCAAUGAAAAAUCAAUGUUGGCUAAACCUGCUCUCAAAGGAGAAUACGAAAAGGUGUUAGCAGAAUAUAUCUCUUUAAAUCACAUGACACCCACUUCACCCUAUGAAUUAUUUGAUCAAGAUAAUGUUCAAUCUUUUUAUUUUCCACAUCACGCCGUUUUAAAACCUCAAAGCACUACUACCAAAUUGCGGGUAGUAUUUAAUGCCUCAAGCCACUCUUCUAAUGGUAAGAGUUUAAAUGAUCUUUUACAUACGGGUCCUAUUCUUCAAAAUGAUAUGGUAUUCCUUCUUUUAAAUUGGCGAUUUUAUCGAUAUGUCUUUAAUGGUGACAUAGAAAAAAUGUAUCGUCAGAUACAUAUUCAUCCGGAACAUGCUCAAUUUCAACGAAUUUUAUUUCGACCAAGUCCCGAUCAAAAAAUCAAUGAUUAUCAACUCAACACUGUCACUUUUGGGGUAAAUUGUGCUCCCUAUUUAGCUAUACGCACUCUCCAUCAACUGGCUUCAGAAGUUCAAGAAAUUUAUCCUCUUGCUUCAAAAAUCUUAAAGACAGAAUUUUAUGUAGAUGAUGUGCUUUCCGGCGCUCAUGAUGUUUUGUCGGCACAAAGAAGCCAAAUCGAACUUAUCACUGCACUUCAAUCCGCUGGAUUUAAUUUACGAAAAUGGACUGCUAACCAUUCAAUGCUUUUGAAUCAUCUUCCUACAGAUCACCUUCUAAAUAAAGAUUUUUUGAAUCUCGAAGAUGAUAGCUCCACUAAGACUCUUGGAAUUAAGUGGAACGCAUCUUCCGACACUUUUUCCUUUGCUAUCAAUUCUGAAAGUUUUUUAACGACUUCUAUCACUAAACGCUCGGUAUUAUCAACAAUUUUUAAGCUUUAUGACCCUGUGGGUUGGCUUGCUCCAAUCAUUGUAAAAACAAAAAUUUUAAUGCAACAAAUUUGGAAAGAUAAAACCGGGUGGGAUCAAAAUCUUACACUUCACUCUGAACAAUAUUGGAAAUCUUUUAUCGGUGAUUUUGAGGAUACUCAAAAAAUCUCUAUUCCCCGGUGGGUAGAAUUUUCUCCUUGGAAAACUUUUCAAUUACACGGUUUCUCUGAUGCCUCGGAGAAGGCUUAUGCCGCUGCAGUUUAUAUUCGCGUACAGGACACUCCCUUACACUCUUCUUCACACUUAUUAUGGGCAAAAUCAAAAAUUGCACCUGUGAAGACCAUUUCACUUCCUCGUUUAGAACUUCAAGGGGCAUUACUUUUAUCGCGAAUGAUCCAUUCACUCCUCAAUCAGUUCGAUUAUUUGAAUAAUAUCCCCAUUAAAUUAUGGACGGACUCAACCAUCGUUUUAGCUUGGUUAGACAAGUCACCAAGUUCUUGGAAAACCUUUGUCGCUACCAGGACUUCAGAAAUUUUAUCAAAUGUUCCAGAUAUAAAUUGGAAUCAUGUUUCAUCUUCUUAUAACCCCGCCGAUCUGGCUACUCGCGGUGUGUCCCCAACAGAGUUACGGGUAAGCGAUUUAUGGUGGAAUGGCCCAUUAUGGUUAGCGAAACAAGAAGAAAAGUGGCCGUCCCCUGAAUAUUCUCAUCCAUCAGAUGAUUCUAUUCCUGAACGUAAAUCAAUCAAAGUAAAUGUUGCACUUUUAUCUAACGACUUCGAAAAUGAAAUUUUAAGUCGAUUCUCCUCUUGGGAUAAAGCUGUUAGGGUAGUGAGUUAUAUUCUUCGCUUCCGUAAUUCAGCUAAAAAAUUACCAAUCAGAGAUACAUACCGUUCGAAAACUCUCAUGCACGAAGAUAUUAUAUCAACGAAAUCAAAAAUCAUCCAACUCAUACAACAACGACAUUAUUUCAAAGAAUAUCAAACUUUACUUCAAGGCAAUAAAUUAAAGUCGAAAAGUAGACUUCUCACACUCACUCCCUUUCUGGACUCUAGCCAAAUUUUGCGGUCUCAUGGUAGACUUGCGGCGUCCACUUUAUCAUAUAAUGAAAGAUUUCCUAUUCUCUUGCCUCAUGAGUCUUAUCUAUCUACACUUGUAAUAGCUUAUGCACAUAAGCUCUCCCUACAUGGAGAAAUACAAUUAAUGAUCCGAAUAGUACGUUCCGAGUACUGGAUACCGAAUCUCAAAACCUUAAUUAAAAAAUGUAUUCGAACCUGCAAACCUUGCAUCUUAUAUAAAAAAUCACUUCAAUCUCAAAUCAUGGGUUUGUUACCUGCCGAACGAACCACUUUAAGUUUACCCUUCACUAAUGUAGGCAUCGAUUUUGCUGGUCCGUUCGUAAUACGAAAUUUCUACGGACGGAAAUGUCGACUGGAAAAAGGUUAUGCAUGUCUAUUUGUAUGUUUCGCAACCAAAGCGAUACACUUAGAAGCCGUUAGCGAUUUAUCUACAGCUGCCUUUUUAGCAUCAUUCAGUCGCUUCGUUGCUCGCAGAGGACUCCCUGCAAAAAUUUAUACUGAUAAUGGCACUAAUUUUGUGGGUGCAUCAAAGUUAUUGAUGUCUGACUUUCAAAAAGCUCUUAAUAGUUAUCCUGAUAGCUCAACACUUCACUUUUCCCAAAUUGUCUGGAAUUUCAUUCCUCCUGGCUCCCCCCACAUGGGUGGUUUGUGGGAGGCAGGAGUGAAGAGUUUUAAAAUACAUUUUCAGAAAAUUGCUGGAAACUCUAAAUUCACUUUUGAAGAAUUCUCAACACUUUUGGCUCGAAUUGAGUCCUGUCUUAAUUCUCGCCCUUUAUCUCCGGUGUCUGAAAAUCAAAAUGAUUGUCUCCCAUUAACGCCAGGCCAUUUUUUACGAGGUGGCCCUUUGUUAAGUCCUCCAGAACCCUGUGAAGCUCAAAAAGACAUAAGUUUAAUACGUAGGUGGAAUACACUUAAAGCCAUACAUCAUCAAUUCAGUAUACGCUGGAAAGAAGAGUACUUUAAAGAGUUAAUCAAACGUUAUAAAUGGAAAUAUCCGCAAAGAGACAUGGAAGUCGGGGAUCUAGUUGUUCUUAGAGAUGAACAAUUACCUUCUAAUGAGUGGCGACUUGGAAGAGUCCUUGAAGUCCACCGUGGCCCCGAUAAUAGAGUCCGCGUUGUCGACGUCAAGACUCAGAAAGGAGUUGUCAGGCGUUCUAUCGUCAAGUUAUGCAUUCUACCUUCGGAUUGA
Episyrphus balteatus (marmalade hoverfly) is the source of this 5301-nucleotide messenger RNA. RefSeq lists its product as uncharacterized. The transcript has a single exon. NCBI's taxonomy places the organism in Eukaryota, Metazoa, Arthropoda, Insecta, Diptera, Syrphidae. Gene Ontology annotation, biological process: DNA integration. The coding region runs from base 1 to 5301 and encodes 1766 amino acids. The record is from RefSeq and is a predicted model, not a curated record. Gene Ontology annotation, molecular function: nucleic acid binding.